AUGUGGGUUGCCUUGAAAAGUGUAGAGAAAGGAGAAGAAGGUGUUAAAGAGUUUCUUGAAGAGAUCAAAGCUAUGCAUCAAUGUAGGAAAGUUAACUUGGGUUCAUUAGAUCGUUAUGGCGUAACACGACAUCCUGACACAAAAAAAAUAUCUAAUGACAGACUUUGGAGUCUUACGAUAGACUUUCGUAGUCUACAUCGGUCAGGCCUCGUACACCGAGACUUACACAGUGGAAAUGUGCUUUUUGGUGAUAACAGGCGUAACUUUGUCGCCGAUCUUGGGUUAGCUUGUAAAGAUGGUCAAAAUAUAACUGGAGAAAUCAAAGGUGUCUUACCGUACUUUGCGCCAGAAAUCCAUUGUCGUCAACCUCACACAAAAGCCUCGGACAUUUACAGUUUUGGUAUCAUCAUGUGUUAA
This is a messenger RNA of Rhizophagus irregularis DAOM 181602=DAOM 197198, 417 nucleotides long. RefSeq lists its product as uncharacterized. Gene Ontology annotation, cellular component: nucleus; cytoplasm. Gene Ontology annotation, biological process: protein phosphorylation. The record is from RefSeq and is a predicted model, not a curated record. NCBI's taxonomy places the organism in Eukaryota, Fungi, Glomeromycota, Glomeromycetes, Glomerales, Glomeraceae. Gene Ontology annotation, molecular function: ATP binding; protein kinase activity.